Molecule: messenger RNA, 1917 nt
Organism: Camarhynchus parvulus
Lineage: Eukaryota; Metazoa; Chordata; Aves; Passeriformes; Thraupidae
Gene: SAG
Product: S-antigen visual arrestin
Exons: 15
Coding region: 445-1668 (407 amino acids)
Biological process (GO): G protein-coupled receptor internalization; signal transduction
Cellular component (GO): photoreceptor outer segment; photoreceptor inner segment
Molecular function (GO): G protein-coupled receptor binding
Source: RefSeq, a predicted model, not a curated record
CUGUCCUGAGCUUCAUAAGUCUUUGCAAAACAUAUGAAUAGGAUGUUGUAGACCUCUUCACUGACUAGCUGAGUGUCCUUAGGUAAUGCCUUGUUGUUGCUGACUUAACCACUUCCCAGCUGAAUCUCAGCCCAGGUACAACAUUUGCUCUUGCAGAGGGAUUAAUUAUUGAAAUCCUGGAUGGACACAACUGGAGACGAGCUUUCCAAUCCCCUACAAAUUGUCUUCCUUGCUUGUGAAGAGGGCAGUAAUUCCCUCUGGUAGAUGCAAAGAAGCAUAGAACACAGCUGCCUUGGAAAAUUCAUCUUUCUUCAAUAAUUUAGAAGUUCCCAUCGCUGCCCGUGGAAGCUCCUGUGCCACUGCGAACACAGCAAGGCAUCUGGCACAGGAUAUUUUGGGACAGAAAAGCUUCAUUCACCCACAGUCACAUCCCUGUCUUUGACCAUGAGCCGCCCUGAGUCUCAAAAGACUGGGACUGGUGGGAAGAAUGCUGAUUCUCCUCCAAAACAAGUUAUCUUCAGAAAAAGUACCCGCGACAAAGCUCUGACGAUCUACCUGGGAAAGCGUGACUACAUUGACAACAUAGGGGAUGUAGAACCUGUAGAUGGUGUUGUAUUGGUGGAUCCUGCUAUUAUCAAGGGGAAAAAAGUGUUUGUGUCCCUGACGUGCGUGUUCCGCUACGGCCAGGAGGACAUCGACGUGAUCGGCCUCGCCUUCCGCCGGGACCUGUUCUUCUCCAGGGUCCAGGUGUACCCACCUGCUGACAAACCAGAGUCUCUCACCCUCUUGCAGGAAUCUCUGCUAAAGAAGCUGGGCAAAAAUGCUUAUCCCUUUUUCUUUACAUUUCCAGAUUACCUGCCUUGCUCAGUCUGUCUGCAACCUGCACCUCGUGAUGUUGAUAAGACUUGUGGGGUGGACUUUGAGGUGAAAGCUUUCUCAACAGAAAAUGUGGAAGAGAGAAUUCAUAGGAGGAACUCUGCACGUCUGCUGAUCCGUAAGGUGCAGUAUGCUCCGGAGAAGCCAGGACCCCAGCCUUGUGCAGAGACCACCUGGCAGUUCUUCAUGUCCAACAAGCCCCUGCACGUGAAAGCCUGCCUCAGUAAAGAGGUAUACUACCAUGGUGAGCCCAUUCCAGUCACUGUCACCAUCAACAACAACACAGACAAAACAGUAAAGAAGAUCAAAGUCCAGGUGGAGCAGGUGGCCAAUGUGGUGCUGUACUCCAGUGACUUCUACACCAAAGUGGUGGCUGCUGAGGAAGCACAUGAAAAGGUGCAGCCAAACAGUAGCCUGACCAAGACCCUGACAGUUCUGCCCUUGCUUGCAAAUAACCGGGAGACACGGGAAAUAGCUCUGGAUGGAAAACUGAAGGAUGAGGACACCAACUUGGCUUCUAGUACCAUCAUUAAGGAUGGAAUAGACAAGACAGUGAUGGGGAUUCUGGUUUCUUACAAGAUCAAAGUGAAGCUCACUGUUCCAGGCAUACUGGGAGACCUCACUUCCAGUGAAGUGGGCACAGAGCUGCCAUUUCGUCUCAUGCACCCCAAACCUGAGGAAAAGAACCCAGCAGGUCAUGAAGCAGAGCUUGUAUUUGAGGAGUUUGCUCGUCAGAAGCUAAAAAAUGCACCUGAUGAAGAGGACAAGAAUUCACCCUCAACUGAUGAGUGAUUAAAAGAACAGGCUGACAAAGGAGCUGUGUUGUCUGGCUUCAAUUACAAAUGUAGGACCUAAGUUUCUAGUAAUCUGCAUGUUCUCAGUUCAUACAUGGUCUUCCAGGGAUCAGCCCUGAGGUCAGUGGACAUGACAUCAGGAGUCUCUAUUGCUUAUUACAAAAUUCACCUUGAAUGGGGCAAACACAACACCUGGUUCUUACUCAAGCUACCAGAGAAUGACAGGACAUCUGCCAUAUCAUGACUU